This is a messenger RNA of Podarcis lilfordi (Lilford's wall lizard), 3664 nucleotides long. The record is from the annotation of a GenBank genome assembly. Lineage: Eukaryota; Metazoa; Chordata; Lepidosauria; Squamata; Lacertidae.
AUGCAGGACGCUAUGGGCUAUGAGUUACCCUGGGUGUACUUUGUCAGUCUGGUCAUCUUUGGAUCCUUUUUCGUUCUUAAUCUGGUUCUUGGUGUGUUGAGCGGGUAAGCUGCUGGUUUUGGUGUUAUUUUUUCCCCCUCAUGCUGCAGGGCAAGACUCCAGAAUCAGGGUUCUUCUGUGUCACCAGAAUCCUUUAAUUGUCACAAGCAAAACCAAGGGUUAUAUUUGUUAUGAUUUCUACAUUGAUUCCCCAGACUUUGUUUUGCCUGUGUCUGACAGGCAAGUUACAGCACAGUAUACAGUGGUAGGAAAUUCACUUGGUAAGGUGACCAAAUACUUAACUCAAUCUAUACUAAAGUAGGUAGAAAAUUUACUUCCUGGUUGAUUGAACCGAACAACAAAUUCAGCACUGGUGACUCAAGUUCCCUUCAACUGGAGCCUUGUAAUGCUCAGGAAUGGAACUUUCCACACUAAUUAUCAUUCCACUCUUCCAGGUCAAUGAUGCCAUAGGAAGGGGCUGGCCCUGGAUCUAUUUUGUUACACUAAUCAUCAUAGGGUCAUUUUUUGUACUUAACUUGGUUCUCGGUGUACUUAGCGGGUAAGCAGUACCUGGAAAAAUGUUUGGAAUUACUAUUGUUGUUGUUUAAUUACACAUGCUUCUGUAUUAUUCUUUAUGUUCUUUCUCUUGGGUUGAAGAUAUGGGCCCUGAUCCAACAUAUUCCCAAUGUCAUCUGUUAAUGUCAGUGGGAUUUGGAUCAACUUUACCUUAUAAAUGGACAGUGAAAGUCUAAAUUAAAAGUAUGGCAUUAAGCAGCCUAAAGUAGUGGGGUGGGGGUUGAAAGCCAGCACUGCCAAAAGCUAGCAGUGCUAGGUGUGGAAAACACUCCCCACCCUUAUAUAUAACAUUGUUGGGAUUGAAACUUCACCCCGAUAUGCAAACUGUUGCCCCUGGUGGAAGUAAUGAAUAUAGUAAAUAACAUUAUCAUAACUCAUGAGCUUAUAACUAGAAUUUAUGAGUGGUUUACAUGGGGUCUCAGUAGGGAUUGGGAAGCACAGGUCUAAUUACUUUGAUUAUUAUUGGCUUGAUAAACUGACAUCACAGCAGAACUGGCAAAUGUUGGCUAUGUACUUGUGUGUCACAGAGGAUUUUCGAAAUUUUAGAAUUUGAAUUCUAAGACCCCUGAGUGAUUAAAGCACAUAGGUUGUCUAUAUGCCAUAGGUCUUUUCUUGUUAUUACAUUAGUGAAGCAGUUUCAUAACCGUUUAAUGAAAUGUUGACCAUAGAGAGAAAAAUAAUACCUAUUGCUUAUUGGGUGAUUUCCAUUAAUUUCAGUGGGAUUAUUCUGAGAAUGACUAACGUUGGCUAUCACCCUAUGCAUGUGACAUCAUGGUAAAGAAUUGGUAAAAAAUGAAUGGAAGUAUAUGAAACAAAUUUUAACCUACUGAUGUUAUGAUUAUUUAUUCAAUUUAUAUCCCAUCCUUCCUCUGGAAGGUGCUUCUCAGAUUAUUAUUUUUCUUGGCUGACAACUCUCCAUUGUAACUCCAUUUAAUCAUUGAAGGACAGGGCAGGUUUUUUGUUUGUUUUUGUUUCUAGCCUUCUGAAAAAUGGGGGUCAGAAACAAAACAAAAAUGGUGGUAAAAUAGGAAAGAUUUCAAUUUUUACAUUUUAUACAUGUCAAUUGAAAAAUGCAGGUUGCCCAUUAGCUGUAUAAACAUUUGUUACCAUACACACUUAGCAGAUUGCGGAUUUGUUCUGAGGAAAUUGCCCACAUGAAUGAAAGGGUAGUUCAGUCAACAAGCCUUUUGAUAAUUUGCUUUCUUGGUAUGACAGCUAACAAGCAUAAAUAAUUUAUGCCCAUUGUAAGAUGUGGAACUGAAUGGAAAUUGCAGUCAUUUCACAGAAUAAUGCCAAAUAGGAAUCAUUUGGAGGUCAUUCUUGGUCAUAUAUUGAUACUGAAUAGAUUCAAAUUAGCACCAUAGAUGGAAUUUUUUAAAGAAUUUCAUUUGAUAUUCCCAGAGACAGCAGGCCUUCAUAGAUCAGAUUUUAAGAUACUGGUUUUUGUACUACUUUGCUGUUGUUGCUGUGGAAUGAUUUUUCAAAAACACUAAUUUUUCCAGUAUUAUCCUUGCAAUAACACAGUAGUAGAAUUCCUUAUUUGCCAAUAAUAUUGGCCAUUUGAUUGCCCUUUUCACCCAUUGCUGUCUUUUUUAUUUGUAUAUAUUUUAUUUGUAUAUAUUGCUUGUUUUAUGUUGCUAUGGCCGUUGGCUAAUGCGAAUAAAGUUUAUCUUAUCUAUCUUACUCAUAUAAAAACACGCUGAUUCCCGGACCAUCCGCGGGCCGGAUUUAGACGGUGAUUGGGCCAAAUCCGGCCCCCGGGCCUUAGUUUACCUACCCAUGGGCUAGAAUUAUUUUUUAAAAAUUCAUUAUUUGCAAGCAGAAAGUCUCAAGUUCAGUUGUCAGAUCUCUACUUAAAAAGUUUACAGGGAGCAGGAUGGGAAAUAAGGAUGGGAAUCAUUAUUUCUAGUUGAUACUUUGGGAGCAGUUGGUACACAGCAGCUUUGAAAAUGAUCAGACUAUCUAAAGAGGCAUCAGACAAAUAUGAACACUAAAUUUUCCACUUCCUGGUUCCCCAUACAUUAAAGAGUGUUAACAAUAUUCAACAAGCCUUCAAUGUGCAAUAAUGUUUAUACAGUGCUUGGAAGGAGAAAGGCAUUGGAUUUCUCACUAUCCAUCUUUUGUUUACAGUUCCAUACCACAGAGCUUCAGCUUCUAGUAGAAGCACUUUGUUUUUUCCACAUUUGUCAUAUUUGUGAUGUAUCCAUCUACCUUAUGGCAAAGCUGUCUUCUAGAACUGAUCUACUGAGCUGUUUCUGAUCUUCCUGAGGGUUAAGUGGAGCUUCUUGCAAUCCUCCACUUUAAAGUCUUUAUUAUGAGAUUCCUAAGAGAAGAUGGAGCAAAGCCUGGCAUGAUGACAGAUAUACAUCGGCACAUACAGAAGCUUGGAGUUUUGCCUUGAGUUGAGAAAAGACUGUCCUUAUGUUACCGCAGUACAGAUAAUAGUUUGCUCAAGAUUAUUCAGAAUAAUAUUUUCCUGCAAGCAUUUUAUAAGAAAUAAUAACAAAAAUAAUCAUUAAUUCUCUUUGAGAAAUGAUUUGAGAUACAGAACAAGUAGCUGACAUUACCAUCUUAAAGAUAAGUCAUUGUGUAUAAAACAGAAGAAUCGCAUGUAUUAAUAUGGGUUGAAAUUAAUAUGGACAGCCAAGUUACCAUAGCAGGAAAUUUAUAAUCUCCAGUGCAAUUCAAGCUAAUUCUUUUCUAUCUUUCUUUUGGUCUCCUGUUCUCAUCCUUUAAUCCCCUCCCUCUUGCCAGGGAGUUUUCUAAAGAGAGAGAGAAAGCAAAAGCUCGAGGUGACUUUCAGAAGUUGCGAGAGAAACAACAGCUGGAGGAGGACUUGAAGGGAUAUCUGGACUGGAUAACUCAAGCAGAAGAUAUUGACCCAGAAAAUGAAGAUGAGGGCAUGGAUGAAGAGAAGCCCCGAAACAGUAAGCAACUCUCCUCUGUUUGUCCUAGGGUGUCUAGCCAGCAAUUAAUGUUCUUUAUGGGCUGCAUUAAUGAACCUAUGCUCAGGAAUUUAGAAGGGUGCACCCAAGCCUUGCUAAGAUAA